ACUAUAAAUAGCAGCCACCUCUCCCUGGCAGACAGGGACCCGCAGCUCAGCUACAGCACAGAUCAGCACCAUGAAGCUUCUCACGGGCCUGGUUUUCUGCUCCUUGGUCCUGAGUGUCAGCAGCCGAAGCUUCUUUUCGUUCCUUGGCGAGGCUUUUGAUGGGGCUCGGGACAUGUGGAGAGCCUACUCUGACAUGAGAGAAGCCAAUUACAUCGGCUCAGACAAAUACUUCCAUGCUCGGGGGAACUAUGAUGCUGCCAAAAGGGGACCUGGGGGUGCCUGGGCUGCAGAAGUGAUCAGCACAAUGAGGCUUUUCACAGGCAUUGUUUUCUGCUCCUUGGUCAUGGGAGUCACCAGUGAAAGCUGGCGUUCGUUUUUCAAGGAGGCUCUCCAAGGGGUUGGGGACAUGGGCAGAGCCUAUUGGGACAUAAUGAUAUCCAAUCACCAAAAUUCAAACAGAUAUCUCUAUGCUCGGGGAAACUAUGAUGCUGCCCAAAGAGGACCUGGGGGUGUCUGGGCUGCUAAACUCAUCAGCCGUUCCAGGGUCUAUCUUCAGGGAUUAAUAGACUGCUAUUUAUUUGGAAACAGCAGCACUGUAUUGGAGGACUCGAAGUCCAACGAGAAAGCUGAGGAAUGGGGCCGGAGUGGCAAAGACCCCGACCGCUUCAGACCUGACGGCCUGCCUAAGAAAUACUGAGCUUCCUGCUCCUCUGCUCUCAGGGAAACUGGGCUGUGAGCCACACACUUCUCCCCCCAGACAGGGACACAGGGUCACUGAGCUUUGUGUCCCCAGGAACUGGUAUAGGGCACCUAGAGGUGUUCAAUAAAUGUUUGUCAAAUUGAA
Homo sapiens (human) is the source of this 844-nucleotide messenger RNA. It is a transcript of the gene SAA2-SAA4, whose product is annotated as SAA2-SAA4 readthrough. NCBI's taxonomy places the organism in Eukaryota, Metazoa, Chordata, Mammalia, Primates, Hominidae. The coding region runs from base 71 to 697 and encodes 208 amino acids. The record is from RefSeq and is marked validated. The transcript has 6 exons.